Neopelma chrysocephalum (saffron-crested tyrant-manakin) is the source of this 1350-nucleotide messenger RNA. RefSeq lists its product as uncharacterized. Gene Ontology annotation, molecular function: hormone activity. Gene Ontology annotation, cellular component: mitochondrial small ribosomal subunit; extracellular region. Bases 1 to 789 code for a protein of 262 amino acids. The record is from RefSeq and is a predicted model, not a curated record. The transcript has 7 exons. Gene Ontology annotation, biological process: multicellular organism development. NCBI's taxonomy places the organism in Eukaryota, Metazoa, Chordata, Aves, Passeriformes, Pipridae.
AUGGCUCCCCGCGGGUCGCUGCUGCUGCUGGCGCUGCUGGUGCUGAGCUGUGCCCUGCCCCGCGCCCCCGCCCAGCACUGGUCCCACGGCUGGUACCCGGGGGGCAAGCGGGACCUCCGGAGCCCCCCGAACCUCCAGGUCCCGGCCCCUCUCGGGCGCUGCCGCCCUCCCCCGUGUCCCCCCCGUCGGGAGGAGCCGCUGCCGGGGCCCGCGCUGCUGGGGGGGUCUAUGUGCCGUGGGGAUAACGAGUGUCCCGUGGGAGAUGUCGUGUCCUGUGGGGAUGCUCCGUCGUGGGGAGGGUGGUGGGGCUGGCUCUGCUGUGGGGCAGGUCUGGGAGAACCCCCAGUACUCCCAGCCGCGGGCAGGGGCUCAGUGCCCUCCCCUCCUCCCUGCAGGGCUGAGUUCAGGGCCGAGGUGCUGCAGAAGAAGCGGGAGGAGCGUCUGGGCGGGGAGAACUCCGCGGAGCUGCUGGAGGAGCACCGGCGCCUGAUGGCCUGGAAUGACGAGGAGAACGCCCGGCAGCGGGCAUGCAGAGAGGAGAGACUCAGGAAAGAAGCGGAGGAAGAGAAGAGGAGGAAGUUGGAGGUCGCGGAGAAGCAGGCCAGGAAAAUGGAGGCUUUCAUGAAGGAGAAGGAGAAGGAGGUUCUCCAGCUGCAGGAGGAAGCCAAAAGCUUCAUCACCCCCGAGAACCUGGACGCGCGGAUCGAGGAGUGCCUGGACAACCCGCGCAACUACAACUUCGCCAUCGACAAGGACGGGCGGGUCGUCAAGCGCACGGUGCUGUCGUAGCACCCCCAGGAUGGGGCUCCUGGCCUGCUUUGUGCCCAGAGCCUCCCCCCCAGAAGACCUGGAGUCCUUCUUUUUAAUGUAUAAAUUGACCACGGAAGUGGUGGAGAAAGGCUGCGGGGUCUGGCUGUGCUGCUUCCGAAGGGUGAACGCCGGUGGGAAGGGGGGUGAGGGGGAAACUUGGGCUUGUUGGAGGCUCCAGCUGCCUGGCCCAGCCCUGUGUGGCUGUUGCUGUGCCUGUGAUUCCACCUCCCACGUGUUUGGAUCCCUCCUGCCUUCACACACAGCGUGUGGGGAGAGAAACAGCAGCAGUCAGGAGGCAGAUCUUGGCUCUCAGCUCCGUGCUGUCAGCCCCUCUGGAUGCUUCCGAAGGGAAAUGAGGGCUGAAUGGAUUUUUAGGAAACAUUGGCCCUCUUGUUUUUUUGUUGUUGGGUGAAAGAAUUAAUUGUUCCUCCUCAUUUAUGCUGGGCUAGAGGGACCUGUCAUCCCUGGUCACACUUUGAACCCUCCUUUGCCCAUCCCUUGGUGUGGCUGAAUGAGAAAAUAUGUCUGGAUGAUCUGGAA